Musa acuminata AAA Group (dessert banana) is the source of this 1093-nucleotide messenger RNA. RefSeq lists its product as uncharacterized. The record is from RefSeq and is a predicted model, not a curated record. Bases 67 to 648 code for a protein of 193 amino acids. The transcript has 2 exons. NCBI's taxonomy places the organism in Eukaryota, Viridiplantae, Streptophyta, Magnoliopsida, Zingiberales, Musaceae.
CUCUGGGCGUCAGGCAAGGAUUACCAAAUCGGCGAGCCGGCAUCUCUCUCUCGAGAAGGGUAAGACAUGGCGUCAUCUUCUAGAAGAUCCACCUGUCCGGUGCUGACUUCGCGGCGAUCGAUCUCGCCGGGCUGCGGAUCCUCCGCCUUCGCCUCCUCUUCUUCGAGCUUUGCAGCCUGGUCAUACGCCUCAUUCUUACACCACGACUACCAGCAUCACCGUUCUGCCUCCCCCACCCGUGUCCACCUCCUGGGCACCGCCUAUACACCGGCCCCGGGCGUACGGUUCACCCUCGACCGAUCCACCUCGCCCGGCCGCUCCCUCGCAACCGCGAACAAGCGCUCCUCGGCAUCCGUCCGCCGCACCUGCCUUUGCUCCCCUACCACUCACCCCGGAUCGUUCCGCUGCAGCCUUCACAAGGGCCUCAGUUCCCGCUCCGCUGCCGUUUCCGCCCCGUCGAACUGCCUCAACGCCCGCCGUUCCGCGAUGACGAACUCGCUGGUACGAAUCGGGACCGUGGAGGGCGACUGGGUGAAGCGCGCACUUGCAGCCCUUAUUCGCCCCUCCUCCCAUCAGCAGCGGCGGAGGGUCGACUUCCAACCUCGUCCCAGCCGCCUAUCUCGCAUGUCUAAGGCCGACGAUCCGUAGCUUCCUUCCGCCCUAUUGACAGAUCUGGAAUCAGCAAGAAAGGCAGGAAAAAGAACUGGGAGUGUGGCGGAGAACAGAUCAGAUCCGCCCAUUUGUACAUAAUCUUUUGCGGCAGCCGUUGAUGGCGCAAAUCGAACAAAGGCAUAGGAAUUGAACUGUGAACACCACCCAAAACAAAUCAUCUAAUUUGGUCUAAAAUUAUUCAUUCAAUUUUGAGGGCAGUUCUAUGUGACGUUGGGUUAUUCGUCGCGCUUUGCAGAGUAGGAAUAACGUCUGCGUACGCCCCGUUGUGGUCCCGAUAUUCUUCCACAACCGUUUGGAUUCCGUUGCCGGCCGUUUGAGCGACGUCAUCGCAUCUUUUAAGGUGUUUGUUUUUGUCCCUUAAGGUAAAGUAUUUUGUUGCGGAUUGUUUGAUUUUUUUUAUUAUUCUUAUCAUUUAGUUGUC